CAAGGCGGUGCUUGUUUCCAGGAAGUAGUACAGCAACGUGACUUUACAUUGCUCCCUGUUGCUGCUAGCCUGUCCGUUUCAAAUUAUAUUUUCAAACAAGUUUAUAUAUAUAUAUAUAAGGAUAUAUAUAUAUAUAUUAGAACAGAAAAUGGGUGAUGAUGAAAAGUAUGACGGGAUGUUGCUUGUUAUGGCACAACAGCACGAAGGAGGUGUACAAGAGUUAGUAAACACGUUUUUCAGCUUCCUCCGGCGUAAAACAGACUUCUUCACGGGUGGCGAGGCAGGUGCACCAGAGAAGCUGGUGAAGGAGUCGUUUGCCCAACACAGCGGUCUUGCCCUGAAGGCCCACAGAGAGAAGGAGAAGAGACAGGAGAAGGAGAAGAGAGAGAAGGCAGAGAGGGCUGCUAAGCUAGCUGAAGAAGAGGAGAAAAAUAAGAUAGCAGACGGCGAGCCCAAAAUCAAAGAACUGACAGACGAAGAGGCAGAGAGACUUCAGUCUGAAAUCGACAAGCAAAAGAAACAAGAGGAGAAGAAAGAGGCCACAAACACAAAUGCAGAAAUUCCACCUGAGAAAGCUGAGAAGGAAGGGAGAGAGAAGGGAGAGAAGGAGACUGAUUCCGAUGGAGAAGAAGAUGAGAAAGACAAGGACAAGAUGAAACCUAAUGCAGGCAAUGGAGCUGACCUGGCCAACUAUCGUUGGACACAAUCCCUGUCUGAAGUGGACCUGAUGGUGCCUUUUGAUGUGAAGUUCCGUAUGAAGGGGAAGGAUGUGGUGGUGGACAUCCAGCGUGGUAUGCUGAAGGUGGGUCUGAAGGGCCAUCCUCCUGUGAUUGAUGGACAGCUCUACAACCACGUCAAGGUGGAGGAGAGCUCCUGGCUCAUUGAGGACGGCAAGGUGGUCACCAUUCACCUGGAGAAGAUCAACAAGAUGGAGUGGUGGAAUAAGAUGGUGACCACGGAUCCAGAACUCAAUACAAAGAAGAUCUGUCCAGAGAACUCGAAGCUGUCAGAUCUGGAUGGGGAGACCCGUGGUAUGGUGGAGAAGAUGAUGUACGAUCAGAGACAGAAGUCCAUGGGUCUACCCACCUCCGAAGAGCAGAAGAAACAAGACAUCCUCAAAAAGUUCAUGUCGCAGCACCCAGAGAUGGACUUCUCUAAAGCCAAGUUCAGCUAAGAGACGUCACUGUCGUUCCCCAGCCAGCCCUCCAUACCCCUCUGCACUCUUACUCUGCCCAGGAAAACGACGACUAUGAAUCCUCAUCAAAACCAACCUCCGGCGCGGAUCUUACAUUUGAAUUGAAUCUCUCUUCUCUUUAUCUGUCUUCAUCACCCUUUCGCUCUCUGUCUUCAUCGCCCUUUCGCUCUCUGUCUUCAUCGCCCUUUCGCUCUCUGUCUUCAUCGCCCUUUCGCUCUCUGUCUUCAUCGCCCUUUCGCUCUCUGUCUUCAUCGCCCUUUUGCUCUCUGUCUUCAUCGCCCUUUUGCUCUCUGUCUUCAUCGCCCUUUCGCUCUCUGUCUUCAUCGCCCUUUUGCUCUCUGUCUUCAUCGCCCUUUCGCUCUCUGUCUUCAUCGCCCUUUCGCUCUCUGUGUCUUCCCAUUUCUGUAGUCCUAAAGUGAUGGGUUCUUAUUUGUCUCAUUCCUGUGACUGACAGAAACUUGACGACUGUAAUAACUCCCAUCUUUGUUGUGUUGCAUUUGUUACUGUGUUCUGGAUGUUUUAAAGAAGUGUUUGGAGUUUUUUUCUUUUAAAAUAAAUGAAUUCAAACCACA
This is a messenger RNA of Oncorhynchus keta (chum salmon), 1767 nucleotides long. Its product is annotated as nuclear migration protein nudC-like. The transcript is spliced from 9 exons. NCBI's taxonomy places the organism in Eukaryota, Metazoa, Chordata, Actinopteri, Salmoniformes, Salmonidae. The coding region runs from base 149 to 1174 and encodes 341 amino acids. The record is from RefSeq and is a predicted model, not a curated record. Gene Ontology annotation, biological process: protein folding. Gene Ontology annotation, cellular component: cytoplasm.